AUGCGCAGUUCUCCAGGAAUCUCUUUCCCUGCUCAGUUAGGUUGCGGAUGUGCAGUUUUGAAAAAGGACCGGACUUGCUUAGGAGAAUUUCGCGUUUUGCGAGGGUGUAGGUGGGAGGAACCUAGAGAAAACGGGGGUGUGGGUGAGAGAAAGUUUUUCCCGAAAUUGGAUUAUGGUACUACUGAAGUUGGAGAUUCAGAGACCAACAUCACAGAAGAAAUAACAACUGAUGACACUAGAACUGGUUCAGCGGCUGACACAUUUGACACUACAACUUAUGACACCGAAACUGGUUCAACAGUUGAUACGUUUGGAACGACAACCGGUUCUGAGUAUGCAACAACAGAUGACAGUUCAAAAUCUGAAUACUCAAAGGAAGACAGUGAAGUGUCUCAAGAUAGGGAAUCUUUUGAUUCAGAAUGGAAUGAACUAAACUUUCUUCUUCCCCAAGAUAUCUGCAAUCUUGAUUCUCGCCGAAUAAGAGCUGAAGAUCCACAUUGGGCUCUAUCACCUGUUCCAGAACUUGCCACCCUCAUCAUCAGGGCAACCAAAUUUAUUCAAGGUCCUGGUCUUCCACUUUUGAAGGAGAACGCUGAAACUGAACAAUGGAAACAAAUUUUGGAAGUUUUGCCUCUAACCCUACCUUUCCCAUACACACUGUCAGUUAUUGAAGAUGGAGUCUACUGGAUGAGGCAAUGCCUCGAACGUUGGCCUGCCAGCGAAGUUUGGAAGUUUGGCGAUAGUUGGAAAAUGAUGCUAGUUGAGAGAAUAGUUCAGGAUGAAAUCGAGAACUUCAAGCCUGAAGAAUCUGAAAUCAAAGAAUUAGAAAAGCUGCAGAUUCAGAAGUUAGUUAGAAUUGAAAAGAAACCUUUUGUUGUCGACUUAGAAUUGGAAGAUUUCGACGAUUUUCUGGAUGAAUUCAUUAACGAGCCAGAAGUGCACACGUCAUUUCUUAACCUGGAAACUGUUCUUAGUUGUCUAAUCAAUCUUAAAGAAUUUAGUUUCAUUUUGGCGCCGAGUUCCUUGGAUCCUGAAACGCAUCAACUUUCAGUUACAGAUUUCAACUCCCUUUUUAGAGGUGUGAAAAAGCUUGGGAAACUAGAAAAGUUCAGGUGCUCCAAUGGAGUAACUACGAAUUUGCAGUUGAAUAUUUUGGCAAGACAUUUCGUUCAACAUAGACGCCUGACAGAAUUGAACAUGUCCUUCAACUUCAUUGAUGAUGACUAUUGUGAUGUUUUUGGCCAACUUUUGAUAUCUCCAUGUCCUCUAAAAGUUCUCGUCUUGAAGUACAACAGAAUAUCUGAUCGCGGUGCAAUUACAAUUGCCACUGCAUUAACCGUAAAUAAGAAAUUACGAAAACUUGACAUAUCUUUAAACUGGAUUGGGAAUAAGGGUGGAUCUUUUCUUGCUAAAGUCAUUUCGUCAAAUCUGCAUCUAGAAGAUUUAGACAUAUCAAACAAUAAGUUAGGUCAUCAAGCUGGUUUAUCGUUUGCCGAAGUAUUAAAAAUUUCAAAACAGCUUCGAAGUUUGAAUUUGUCUGAUAAUAAUAUUGGCGAAGAUGCUGGCAGCGAACUGUUAAAGGCCAUGGAGGAAAACUCUACAAUCUUGGAUUUGGGAAUCAAAUUUUGUAAUAUUUCUCUACCGGAUGAAGAUGCCAUUUACAGAGCCAUAAUUCGGAAUCGCGCCUCUACGUACGCAGCAGAUGAGGACGACUCUUUAAAACGCUUGAAGUUUUAAAUUAUUCUUACU
Argiope bruennichi is the source of this 1749-nucleotide messenger RNA. RefSeq lists its product as uncharacterized. NCBI's taxonomy places the organism in Eukaryota, Metazoa, Arthropoda, Arachnida, Araneae, Araneidae. The record is from RefSeq and is a predicted model, not a curated record. Gene Ontology annotation, molecular function: protein binding. Bases 1 to 1737 code for a protein of 578 amino acids. The transcript has 6 exons.